UUGUAUUUGGACACGAUUCGAAGUUGGAGUUGUUGGCUAUUUAAAUUCAUGCGAUUCUUUCCCAAAUAUGUUCAAAAAUUUGAGGAAGAAAAUCACUGAGGAGGUGGGGCAGCCCUCUAUGAGGCUGCCAGUACAACAAUUGUCUCAGCUCAUUUCGGGUGACUCUCCACGGGCCAGCCACCAGGCAGAUCUCAGCGCCUUCAGUCUCGACGAUGAGGGGUCGGCCGCGGCGGCGGCCGGAGCACCCGGAGCGCGGCCGACGGUACCGGGACGGCUCCGGCGCGGCUCGGCGGCCUCCUCGACGGUUAGCGAGUCGCCGGCGGCUGCUGCACCGCUCCGCCGCGCCACACUGCACGCCGAUCUGGAGUCGGGCAGUGAGGUGAGCUCCGUGGCCGACCUGGGCGCCGUCUCCAAGGAGCAGCUUCUGCACAGCUACCAGCGCAUGCGAGCAAAGUACAACAAGUACCGCGGCCGAUACACGGAUCUGGCACGCGCCUUUCACAACCUGGAGAAUGACAAUGAGAAGAUGAGGGCCUCGAUGGCCGAGGCGGAGGGCCGCGCCGGCCGCCGGCUGGCCGAGCUGCGCGAACAGUGCCAGCUGGAGCAGCAGGCCAAGGCCCACAUGGAGGAGGCGCUGCGCACAGACCUCGAGGAGCGAGACGAGCUGGUCAAGCUGCUCACCAUGAAGGUGAAGCUCCUGCGAGAGGGCGGAGCCGAGGAGCCGGCGGUGAGCCCCGGCUCCGACCAAAACGGCUCCGCGGGGCAGACGGCAGAGUCGGCCGCCGAGACCUUACAGCUGAGAGCCAAAAUACGACAGCAGGAGGAGCUACUGGGCAAGUGUCGCGACAACAUCCAGCUGAACGUUACCCGUGCGGCCAGUCUCAGUGCCGAGAACGAGCAGCUUCGUCACCAACUAACCGCCACACAGACAAUGGAGACGGCCGAACAGACAGUGGAGGGGGUCGAACGGACUGACACGGCUGGUCAGGAAGCCGCCACGGAUACCCAGCCGACCGCCUCAGUAGAUUCCCCAGCAGUCACAGCUGACCAACCGGCUGCUUCAACUGACCCUCCAGCUACCUCUGUAGACUCGCCAGCUGCCACAGCCGAUCCUCCAGCGGCCAAAGCUGACACUCCAGCCGCCGCAGGCACCGAUGCCUCGGACUCAGUCAAGCCCAAGAAGAAGGUCGUCAAGAAAGUGGUCCGCAAAAAGAAGGUUGCCCCCAAGGAGAUACGAGAGGCGACACCGGAGCCAUCAGCGGCGGCGGCGGCGGGCGGUGCCGAGCAGCCGGAGCCCGAGCGCCGGCCACCGGCGGCCGAGGUGGCUGAGGCGGUGCGCCGGCAGGUCGAGGAGACGGCACAGAGUCGCCAGGCGCUGGAGCUCGCCGGCAGCCAGUGCCGGGAGGCGGCCGAGGCAGAGCGGCCGGCCUACACCUGUCAGCCGGCCGACUGGAACCUGCGCGCCGCCGCUGGUGACGACGAGCGGAUCCAGGAGGCCCACCGCAGUGAGCUGGAGCGCCUGGAAGCCGUGGUGACCGACCUCCGCCAGACGAUGAGCUCGGCACAGCAGCAGCAACAGGAGAGCGCCAUGACCACCGCCGAACAAAAGGCCAAAAUGCACCAGGAGCUGGAGCUCAAGGAGGCCCAGGUUCGUCAACUCCAAGAGGAUGCCGAAUCAAAACGAAAGGCGCUGGAGCAGCUUCAAAGUCGAGUUGCCACACUCGAAACGGAAACGAGCCAGCUGCGCGAAACACACCGCCAUCAGCUGGAGGAGGUGGAGCGACUGUCCGAGGAAGAAAAGGCCGGUCUUGUCCAGGAGCUGUCGCGGGCCAAGCAGGAGGCCCUGCGUCUGCUGGAGCAGGAGCUGGAGGCGCGCCUGGCCGAACAGUGGGGCCGCCGGCUGCAGCUGCGUGAGGACGAACUGCGGGCAGAGAUACGAGAGAAGGACGACCAGCUGCAGCUGGCGGCCGAGACGGAGCAGCUGCAGCGCGAGGCGGCAGCUGCCGGUCGCGAGCAGCCGCCGGACGACAGCACAGCGGACAUAAUAGACGCGCUGCGAGCUGAGCAAGUGGCCCUAGAGGCCCGUCUGAGACAGGCCGAACAGGCCCGGGACGAAGCCCGGGAAUGUCUGCAGCAGGCCAACAAAGACGCCGAAGCCAAGCUCGAGCAGAGCCGCAGAGAAGCCGAGGCCAAGCUAGAGGAAGUCCGAAAAGAGGCCGACGCAAAAAUAGCGGAAGCUGAAGAGUUGCAGACUAGAUUAAAUACAGCCAAGGCAGAGUUAGACGCUAAGGCAGAACAGGUGGUGAAAGAAGUCAGUAAUGAAACUGAGGCUCAGAACGAAAAGGUCACUGAAGAAAUUGAAAUGAAAGCCGAUCAGCCUGCCGUAGAAACAGCGACUGUGACUGAGGCUCGGCUGGAAGAAGCUAGAGCGCAGGCUCGUCUUGAGACUGAAGCCCAGCUAGAAGAGGCCCGGAAGGAAGCGGAGGCUCGUUUGGAGAAGGCUCAGAAAGAUGCCGACGCCCGCGUUGAAGAGGCUGAGAAGGCUGCUGAUGCUCAGGUGAAAGAAGCCGAGGAGGCUGCUAAGAAGGCAGCAGACGUCCGGGUAGAAGAAGCCGAAAAGGCCGUUGAAGCCAAGGUGGAAGAAGCUAAGAAGACCGCCGACUCACGUGUAGAAGAAGCUGAAAAGGCUGCUGAUGCUCGGGUAGAAGAGGCUAAGAAGACUGCUCAAGAGGCCGCUGAGCUUCGUGUAGAAGAGGCCAAGAAGGCGGCUGAGGAGGCUGCCAAUGCCCGGAAAGAAGAAGCUCAGAAGGCUGCCGACGCCCGUCUGGAGGAGGCUGAAAAGGCCGCUAAGGAAGCCGCUGACGCUCGUUUAGAGGAGGCUCAGAAGGCUGCCGAGGCUCGUUUGGAGGAGGUUCAGAAGGCCGCCGACGCUCGUCUAGAGGAAGCUCAGCGUCAAGCUGCCGCCCAGCUAGAGAGUGAGGUGGCCGCAGCCCGACAGAGUGCCAGCGCAGAGUACAGCGCCAAGCUGGAGUCUCAGUCGCAGGCGGGGGCGGACAGCGCGGCCGAGCACGAGACAGUCGUGUCCGAGCUGCGCGCCCAGCUGGAGGCCGAGCGGCGCCACUCUGCCGAGACAUCUGAGGAGCGCCGGCGGCUCGAGCGGCGCAUGGAGCAGCUCUCGGGCGUGGUUCGCUCGCUGGAGGAGAGCCUGGGCGAGCUGAGCAGCAAGUACGAGGCUGAGAGCCGGUCGGCGGCGGCGCUGGCGGUCGAGCGGGACCGGCUGAACGGACAGCUGGGCGGCGAGCGCCAGCAGCGGGACGACCAGCUGGCCGAGCUGCGCGCCCAGCUCGAGCUGAACGCCGCCCGGCUCGGCGACUUCAGCAGCCAGGCGGCCGCUCUCAGCGACGCCAAGCGCGGCCUCGAGGAGAAGGUGGCGGCGCUCUCGGCAGCCGCCGACGCCGACCGGCAGCGCGCCGAGCAGGCUCUGGCCGAGCGCGAGCGCGAGCUGGCCGAGCUGCGACAGCGCGCCGAGACCGCCGAGCAAGCUCGAGACGAGCGCGACGCCCAGAAGACGGAGCUGGACGAGGCACUGCGCACGGCGCGCAGCGAGCUCGAGUCGACGGUAAGCGACCUGAGCGACAUUGACGAGAUGUCUGAGGGUUUCAGGCCAGACGUUCAGCGUUUGUCGGCGGAGGUGAGCCGACUGCAGGCCAAGCUUCACUCCCAGAAACAGCGCGCUGAUCAGCUGCAGGAUUCCAACGAGAAACUGACCAGCCGGCUGCUCCAGAUGGAGAAAAUCGCCCUCAAGGUCGAACUGGUCGAGAAUGAAAACCAGAACCUGAAGGGCGAGCUGGCCUUCGAGCGCGAGCGAGGCCGCAAGCACCGGGACCGCGUCAAGGUGCUGAAGAGCCUGCACGCUGUGACCAAGGACGAGGUGACCGGCAUCCAGGCCGACUUCAGUCUGGUGCAGGACGAGGUGCAGAGUAUCCGCGCGUCACUGACGGAGCGGCUGGAGCGCGUGCAGCAGCAGGGACACUCCCUGGAGCAGCUGCAGCACAAGCUGGACCAGGCCAUGGCCGAGAAGGCACAGCUGCGCGCCCAGCUGGAGACCGGCAUCGAGAAGAAGGAGCACGAGCAGCGGGACAUGAUGCAGGCGCUGGAGAAACUCGGCCGCGAGAUCGAGACGUACAAGGCCGAGUGUCGUGACCUGGGCUCGUCGGACGACCGGCCGGCGGACAGCACAGACGCGGCAGAGGCGGACCCGGCCGGCGCCGACCCUGAGCCUGCCGCCGGAGACUCGGAGACGGACGACGCCGCGCUGCGCAGUGAGCUGGCCGGUCUGCAGAAGGUGUCCGAGACGUACCGUCUGCAGCUGGCCGAGCUGCAGGCGCAGCUGGACGAGGCGGCCCGGCAGCGGCAGCUGAUCGAGCUGGAGAAGAAGUGUCUCCAGGAGCGGCUGCAGCAGCAGCAGCGAGACAAGGACGAUGUCUCGCUGAAGAUGGACGCGCUCUGUUCGGACACCAACUCGGUGCUGAUCCAGCUGAGGGAGGAGAACGCCGAGCUGCGUGGCCAGGUGGAGUCGGAGCGGAGCUGCGCCGCCGAGCUGGCCACCCAGCUGGCAGCGGUCGAGACGGAUAGGAAGCGGGUCGACCGUGACAUCGCCGACGCCGGCCUCGACAAGGACACGCUGGCAGCCAGGAUCGCGCUCUUCAAACAGCAGCUCAAAGAGCAGUCGGAGCUGAUUGACUGCUACAAGUACGAGAUCAGCACGCUGAAAACCAACUACGACAGUCUGGAGUCCGAGGUGAAACGUCAGGAGGAGCUCACCGCGUCACUGCGCGCUGUUAAUGUCGAGAUCGACAGGAAGCUCAAUGCCGAAAAAGAGCUUAAAAAAAACUUCGAGGAGAAAUUGAAUCAGACGUUGACGGAAGUAGCGCAGCUUCGGUGUAGUAUGCAGGAGCUGCGUGCCAAGAAUGCUUCUCUAGAGGAGCAAUUAGUGAGUGCGAGUGCUGUGAAACCUUUAGCAAGUGAGGCCCCGUCCGUAGAGAGCACACAAGUGGAGCAGGAGGAGAAGGUGAUGUCUUCAGAUCAGUCAUUGUGUCAGGAGCUUGUGCCUCCAGUAGGCGAUGCUGGGGACAAAGAAGUGACCGAGUUAGUGGAAUGUCCGAAUGUUGUGGAAAAAGUAGAGCUGUGUGAAGCGGUUCCUAAGAGUGACCAUCCCCCGGUGCUGGAGUCGGCUAGACAGGACAGUGAGGCACCAUUGAAGGCGCAAGAUUUACACCAGCUGAAUGUGGAGUUGGAGGCUCGCUGUCAGGCGGCGGAGAGGCGCGUCACCGCUCUGGCCGCCGAGCUGGAGCAGACCGCUGCCGAACUGGAUCGUUUGCGUCUGCGCCAGAGCAGCUCGGACUCCGAGCCGAGAGACCCGGAGGCCGAGGAGUCGGCCCAGGGCAGUCAGCUCGGCGCAGGACUGGACGAGAUGAUGUUACUGCAGCAGGGUAGGCUCAGUGAGCUGACGCGGCGCUCUGAGGAGCUGGCCGACGACAACCACCGGCUGGUGGCGGCGCUCAGCGCCUGCUCCAUUGAAAUGGACGCACUACGGGCGGAGUUGGGGCAGGUGGCGGCUGAGAAGGCGAUGCUGGAGGCGGCAGCCGCCGCACCCGAUUCUGCGACCUUCCCAACCAUCGCGACAGACUCAGCAACCGUUUCUAACGUACCCGACUCAACAACCGCUGCUACAGCGUCUGAACCCACGCCCGCCCCUACGCCAGACUCCACGGCCUCCGCCUCCGACACCGUGUCAUCCGUCACCGCCGCCCUGGAGGAGGAGCGCAGUCGUCUGAGUGCAGAGUUCGACGCACUUCAGCUGGUGUAUGAAAACACCUCCGUCACCCUGGAGGAAACCACUGAGCGGCUGCGGCGAGCAGAAGACGACAAGGCCCACCUGCGCCGAGUGCUGGACAAUCAACGCGAAGAAAUGGCCGCUAAGACGGAGGAGUUUGACGAGCGUCUGCAGGAAUAUCUUCGAGAGAUCACCAACAAAAACGAGGAGAUUGCUGUGUUUCUGGCGGAGCUGAAGACCAACCAGGACGAGAUGGCGGAUGCUCGCGCGGAGGUGGACAGAAUGCAGGAGCUGGUGCGAACCAAGGAGACCGCGCUGCGAGCGGUUAGUGGAGAGCUGGCAGCCGCCAAGACGCGGCUCCACACCGAGUGCGAGCGUUUCCUGGCCAGGGAGUCGGAGCUGGCGCGGAAGCUACAGGAGGAGAAGGAGCGCUUCAUCAGCCAGCUGACGGAGGUGCGGGAGACGAUGCGGACUUCGAUCGACACCAUGCAGGCGAAAAUUCAGCAGCUGAACGGCCUGCUCAAGAGUCAGGACCUGGCGCACCACGUGGAGCUGAGCCGACUGCGCUGCGACUACGAGCAGCGUCUGGAGGCGCUGCAGCAGGCCCUGGCGGCGCUGCGCUCCCAGUGUGACCACACCAUCGCCGAGCUGAUCGCCUCGCACCGGCGGCAGCUGGACGAGCUCAGCCAGCAGCUGGAGCGGACGCGGCUCGAGCUGGAGCAGCUGGCCACGCAGCGGCAGCAGUGUUUCGACGAGGCGCAGUCGGACGCGGACGCGCGCCUGUCGGCGGUCACCGCCGAGCACCGCCAGGCCAUGGAGCGACUGCAGAGCCAGCACGAAGCCAGCGUGCGCCGACUGCGCGACGAGUACGAGCAGCGCGUGCAGCAGCUGAGCUGCCGCGCCGAGGAGGGCCGCCAGAAGUACCAGCGCAGCCUGGCGUCGGCUGAGGGCCGGCUCCAGGCGCUGGAGGCCGAGCUGGCAGAGGCGCGGCGCCGGCACCAGCUCAGCGAGCAGGCGCUGGAGCAGGAGCACCGCGAGGAGCUGGCCGCCCUGGUGCGCAGUCAGAGCUACCUGGCCGGCGCUGGGGACGAGGACGGUGACGAGCGCCGGGAGAGUGAGGAGCGCGCGGCGCGGAUCGACGAGCUGCAGUCGGCCAGCGCGGCGCUCGACUCGCAGGCGGCGCUGGCCGAGGACGCCAACCGGCGGCUGGCGGCCGAGCUGGCGGCCCUGCAGCAGACGGCCGACCAGCUGCACACCAGGUUAGUGCACACGGAGGCAGCCGGAGUACAGAGCCAGCAGCAGGCGCAGCGUGACGUGCUACAGUGCCAGGAGGAGGCGCAGGCCGAGCGGGACGCGCUCAGAGCCGAGCUGGAGACGGCACAGCAGGAGCAGACAAGGCUAAAUCAGGAGCUAGAGACCGCUCAGCAGGAGCGGACGAGGCUUAAUCAGGAGCUAGAGACCGCUCAGCAGGAACAGACCAGGCUAAAUCAGGAGCUGGAGACAGCCCAGCAGGAUAGAGCUCGGAUAACCAGUGAGCUGGAGACGUCCCAAGAGGAGCAAACACGACUAAAGACGGAGCUGGAGACAGCGCAACAGGAACAAACCCGUCUUAGCGCUGAACUGGGGACUUCACAGCAGGAGCAAACACGGCUAACUACAGAGCUAGAGUCGGCACAGCAGGAGCGAACCCGGCUAACUACAGAGCUGGAGUCGGCACAACAGGAGCAAACACGGCUAACUACAGAGCUAGAGUCGGCACAGCAGGAGAGAACCCGCCUUAGCACGGAACUGGACACUGCGCAACAGGAACAAAACCGACUUAGCGCGGAGCUAGAGACGGCACAGCAAGAGCAGACGAGGUUAAACACUGAGCGGGAGACGGCACAGCAGGAGCAAAGCCGGUUUAGCACAGAGGUAGAGUCGGCACAAAAGGAGCAAAGCCGGCUCAGCACCGAGCUAGAACAUGCCUCUGAAAAUGUAAAAGCAUUAGAGGCUGCUUUGGAAACAGCGAAGGGUGAAAGCUCAGAAUUGCAAACCAAACUGGAUGCCGCGACUGAUGAGACGACACAUUUGAAGGUUUCUCUCGAAGAAGUAAAGCAAGAGAAAUCGAAGCUGCAGGAGCGACUGGAAGGCGCUGACAAAGUUACAGCAGACCUGAAUUCGAGUGUUGAACUGUCUUCUCAGGAGAAAGAAGAUUUGAAAGCGCAGCUGUCGGCAACUAAGCAGGAGGUGACAGAAAUGGAGGCCAAAUUGGAAACGGCUGAACGGAGAACAGCAGAACUCGAGACAAAGCUGGCUGAAACUGAGCAAAAAGGAACGGACGCUCAGGCGAAACUGGAUGCGGUUGAAGAGGCAUCUUCGGAGCUGAAGGUAAAACUCGAGACUUCAGAGGGGACGGCAGCUGAGCUUGAGGCGAAGUUAAAGACAGCGGAACAGGAAACUACUGAUUUAAAGGCGAGCUUGGAGACCGCGAACCAGGAAACCGUAGAGCUCAAGGUGAAACUGGUGGCAGCAGAACAAGAGACAGAAACGCUUCGGGCCAGUCAAGAAAACGCGAAGCAAGAAGCGACAAAGUUCAAGGCCACAAUGGAAGCCAAUGGUGAGUCAGAGAAGGAACUCAGGAGCAAGCUCGCUGAAGCCGAGGAAGAGCAAUGCGCUUUGAAGAGCAGACAAGCCGAUGCCGAUCAGGAGCUGUCUGCUGUCCGGGCGCGGCUGGUAGAACUGGAGACAUCAUCAUCAGAUCUGUCGGGUCGCCUCCAGACCGCCGAGGAGCAGCUGACAGCGGCUGAACAGCGCGCAGCCGAGCUAACACAGGCUGCCGAACAGCGUGCUGCUGAGCUGGUUCAGGUGGCCGAGCAGCGUGCAGCGGCAGAGAGCGCCCGAGACGAGGCGGUUGGCCGGGCUGAGUCACUACAGGCCGAGCUGACAGAGGCUGCCGAACAGCGCGCGGCGGCAGAGAGCGCCCGGGACGAGGCGGUCGCCCGGGUUGACUCUGUGCAGGCAGAGCUGAGAGCACUCCAAGAAGCGGACGGAGAAAGACAGCGACAGGUCGAAACGAGCCGCACUGAGAUUGAGCAGCUUACCAAUAAACUACAAAGCGUCGAAGCUGAAUAUGCCAAGAAAACCGAUGAGCUAAGCUCUCUGCAAGCAGAAAAGGCAGACGUUGAAUCGCAAAUGCAAACACUGCGGCAAGAGCUCGAACAAAAGGUUGCUGAAAAAGAAGCGAUAGUCUCAGAGAAGGUGACUAUCGAUGAGAGAAUCCGAUCGUUAGAACACGAACAGAAACAGGGAGCGUCCAGUUUGGAGUCGACUGCUGCGGAAAAGACUGCGUUACAGAAUCGUGUCGGGGAGCUGGAGAAACUUCUGGAACAAAAGUCGGCUGAGCUGGCUGCCUCCCUCGGUGAGCGUGAGACCGAUGCUCAGAGCCAGCAGACCCUCACCAAUGAACUGCAGGAAAGGUCUGCCAGGCUGGAGGAGCUCGUUAGUCGCUGCGCUGCGCUGGAGGCUGAGUCUGCCGCCGGAGCCGAGCGGGUGGCCGCACUGAACGCUCAGCUGGUCGAAGCUCAGAAUCGUAUAUCGGCACUCACGGCCUCUGCGGACGCAGCCAGGUCAGAGCUGGAGUUGACGAAGGCCGAGCUGGCGGCGGCUGUGGCGGAGAGGGACGCGGUCCGUUCAGACCGAGAGUCUGUCAGCUCGGAACUGGAGUCUGUACGAGCCACAGCUGCCGAACGGGAGGCAGAACUGGCGACAGCUGUAGCAGAACGAGACACGAUUCGAACAGACCGCGACAAGACCACGUCAGAGCUGGAGUUGACCAAAGCUGAGCUGGCAGCGGCAGUAGCAGAGCGGGAUGCUGUCAGAACGGACCGAGACACGACCACGUCGGAGCUGGAAUCUGUUCGUGUCGUGGCUGCAGAGCGGGAAGCCGAGCUGAUUGCUCUGAGAGUUACAUUGCAGGAGCAGGAGGGCCGGCUGUCGGCGGAAGUGACUGAACGGGAGGGACGGCUCGAGCGGGCCGAGGCGGCGGCGGCCGAGCUGACUGCUGAGCUGUCUGCUGAGCGCGCCACUCAGGCCGGUAAGACGGAGGAGCUGACAGAGCUGAUCGCCAGUCUGGAAGAGGCGCGCGCGGAGACUGUCUCGGUGCGCUCGCAGCUGGAGCGCAGUACCGCCGAACUGAGGGCAGCUGGUGAGACCCGUGACGACCUGGAGCGCCGGCUGACCGAGGUCGAGAAUCAGCUCGCCGAGAAACAGCGCCAGUACGCGACUGCCAGCUCCGCCAGCGCCGAGCUCGAGCGUCGUCUGGAGCAGGGACUGGUCGACAGACAGGAGGCGGAGCGGCGCGCCGAGCAGGCCGAUAUUCAGCUGAAGAACGGCCAGAACGAGCUUGGCACUCUGCGUGCCACCCGAGAACAGCUGGAGGUAGACGUUCGCCGACUGCGUGACGAGCUGAAGACGCUAACAGCCGGCAAGGUCAGUGUCGAGCGAGACCUGGACGACUGGAAGGAGAAGCUGCGUGACGCCGAGAAUGAGCGAGAACGACUGGAGGAGCGACUGGAAGAGGCCACCAAGGAGCGGGACGCGGCCGAGCGCGCCCAGCAGGAGGCGCUCGAGAGCCGCGGUGACUCGGAGCGGCGGCUCGCUCAGCUGGAGGAGGAGGCUGCGCGCGCGACCGCUGCGCUGGCCGACUCUGAGCAGCUCUCCGAGCAGAAGCGAACGCUGGAGACGCGGGUGACCGAGCUGGAACAGCAACUGGCGCAGGCCGGCGAGCGGGCGGCCGGCGCCGAGCGGCUGCUCAGUGCCAUGACUGAGGAGAAGCAGGCGCUGGCGGAGCGGCUGCAGCAGCUGGAGCGGGCUGCACCGGUCGCUGACGACGGGGUCGGGGUGGCUGAGCGUCCUCCGGUUCCGGUGGACGAGGCGGACGCCGUGUCUGCGGUGCAGGCGCGGCUGUGCGAGGCUGGCCCGCCCGGGCCGGCGACGGACGAGCUGCAGCAGCUGCGUCAGCGGUCUGCCGAGCUGGAGACUGAGCUACAGCAGCUGCGGGCGGACCAGCAGGCGGCUGAGGAGCAGCGCGCCGACCUGCAGAGGCUGCUCGACGCCGAGAGAGACAAGGCCAAUGCGUCUCUGGAGGAGAGCAGCCGCCAGGUGGUGCGCAGCGUCACCGAGGACUGUGAGCUGAGGCUGAGGGAGCAGGAGCAGGCGCACCAGCGGCAGGUCCAGCUGCUCAUCGGUAAGGCCGAGGACCACGAGGGCCACCUGACCCAGCAGCACCGUGAGAGGGUGCGCUCGCUCUACCGGGAGAUCGACGAGAAGGUGGAGGCUAUUGACCUGACCCGAACACAGCUCAAGGAGCGGGAGGACCAGCUGCACGCGCUGCGGGACGACUAUCAGCAGCAGCUGGAGCAGCUGCGCGCCCAGUUCUCCAGCCAGCUGGAUGAGACGGUGGAGCGGGCGGCGCGGGACAGCCGGCAGGAGCUGGACCAGCUGCAGCACCAGCUCGAGACCGAGAGACGGCUGUCUGGAGAUGCGGCUUCCAACGAUGAGCGGCUGGACGAGGCCAGUCGGAUGGCGGCCGCCGCCGUCGAAACCGGCACCACCAGCCUGGAGACGAUCCGCAAACAGGUGCUGGCCCAGCACAGGCAGAUCGAACUGAUGCGCAAAAAACACAAACGGGAGGUGGCCGAGCUGCGCCGGUUACUGGAGCUGCAGCACCUGUCCGUACCGGCGGCGGCGGCGGCGGACGGCGAGCAGGCCGGCCUCGACCCCCACACGGAGAUGGAGUACCUGAGAAACAUACUGUUCGAGUACAUGAUGGGAAAGGAGCCGCUGACUCUGGCCAAGGUGAUAUCUGCGGUGCUCAAAUUCAGCUCUGACCAGACGGCCAAGGUGCUGGAAAAGGAGCAGCAUCGACAGGCGGCGCUGUCGCCCGUCCGGCCGACGGUGGGCUCCACGCUGGACUCUGUGGGAUCCACGCUCUCCGCCUUUUCUCCGUUCAAAUGGAGAUAGCCGACCGAUCGACCACUGCCCAGCCGACCCAGUCGGUUGGCCCGACCAGCCGCGGCCUGUGGCCGGCAAUAGACUCGCGUUCUGGGCGGCAACGCAAUAGAGUGGCCGACAGCCGCACCAGACGGCCGGCCGGCCCAGCCGGGACCGGUGGCAGAGAGGGCCGGCGCGGCGGCAGACUGCCUCCCUGUCCGCCGCGCGGUGUCCUGCAGUGCUGGCGGCCGGUCUGCCUCCCUGACCCGCUGUCACGGAGGAGUUCUGCCCGCACGGUGUGACUGGCUCGUGUGCGCGGCCGGUGCCGCUGUGAUGUCCCGCUGUCCUGUCCUGUUGACGAUUCUAGUCUGUGGCUGACUCGGGCGGCCGGCAGUCUGAGGAGCGCUCUCCCGCUGCCGGCCCGCCCGGUCCGUGUGUCGGAGAGACGGCAGAGGUGGUCCUGUCCGUGCUACUGCAGUGCUUUAUGGGGUGUGAUCUAGUCCAUCACGGUGUGUGCUAUGACGAAUAAAUAUAUAUACACAGCUUUA
This is a messenger RNA of Amphibalanus amphitrite, 12357 nucleotides long. Its product is annotated as golgin subfamily A member 4-like. Gene Ontology annotation, molecular function: small GTPase binding. The transcript has 23 exons. Lineage: Eukaryota; Metazoa; Arthropoda; Thecostraca; Balanomorpha; Balanidae. Gene Ontology annotation, biological process: Golgi vesicle transport. Bases 68 to 11839 code for a protein of 3923 amino acids. Gene Ontology annotation, cellular component: Golgi apparatus. The record is from RefSeq and is a predicted model, not a curated record.